Molecule: messenger RNA, 3605 nt
Organism: Helianthus annuus (common sunflower)
Lineage: Eukaryota; Viridiplantae; Streptophyta; Magnoliopsida; Asterales; Asteraceae
Product: E4 SUMO-protein ligase PIAL2
Exons: 18
Coding region: 736-3387 (883 amino acids)
Biological process (GO): protein sumoylation
Molecular function (GO): zinc ion binding; SUMO ligase activity
Source: RefSeq, a predicted model, not a curated record
UACCUUAACCAAAAGAAAAUAAUCAAUAUGCAUCAAAUACAUGAUAUAAAUGGUAAAAGUUAGUAUAUCACAUGGCAAACCAAUAAAAAUGCUCUAAAAUAUAAAAGUUGAUGCAACAUUACCGUUUUCAACUAAACCAAAGAUGCUAUAUUGCUAUUUCAUGAGACUUUUGUGAGCUGUAAUUUCUGUUUUUUUUUUUCAAAAAAAUAUAUUUUAUAUAAUUUGAAAGCCGUAAUUUCUGUUUUUUGAAAAAUAGCUAAAUGUCAUUUUAGUCCUUGUGUUUUGAGUCAUUUUUUCAGUUUAGUCUAAAGGUUUGAAACGUUGUCUUUUUAGUUCAAAUAGUUUCAAACAUUGCCAUUUUAGUCCAGUGAGUUAACUUCAUUCAUUUUUUCUGUUAACGAGAAAAACAAUUCAGUCAUUUUAUAUGUAAUUCUGUUAACCAGAAAGACAAUUCGACGUGCCAUUCUCGUUAACAGAAAAAAUAGACUAAAAUAGCAACAUUUAAAACUACUUAAACUAAAAUGAUAAUGUUUCAAAUCUUUAGACUAAACCACCAGAAUAACCAAACCACAGGAAAUAAAAUGACAUUUAACUUUUUCAAAAGUAAUUUUUUUAUAUAAUUUGAAAGUUUCGUACACAAACAAGCCACCGCCAUUACCAUUACCAUUUGCUUUUGCAGUUUUUUGUUGCUACGUGUUGGUACGUGUGUCAGACUGAUAACAAACUCCGGCGAGCAUGGCCGGCGUGGUGAUUAAUCCGGCGCAGGCGCCGAACGGCAGUACGACGUCGUCGUGCGGCAAAACUUUUCACAUUUCGACAGCUGUUGAUCGGCUGUUUGCUCACGUUCGCGGUGGUUUGAAGAAUGAUGUUAAAGAGAUAUGUAAUCUCUGUAUUCAUCUCUCCAGAGGUAUUGACUCUGCGGUUAGCAACAAUGAAAUUCCAGACAGAGCUUUAGAGUUACCUUACUUAUUGAAGCAGGUAUGUCAAUGGACAAGUGAUAGACACUUACUAACAGCUAUCAUGGUGCUGAUGAUUUCUAUGAAGGGUGCAUGUAGAAACGGGUGGUUCGGUGAGAAGGACAACGAAGAACUUCAUAAAAUUUGGACUGAGUUAGCAACAAGUUUCUGCAGUGUUAGAGAUAUGAACUUUGCGGAGAACACAGCUAAUCACAGCAUCUCAACAGUAUUGUCAAGGUUCUAUCCAAGAAUGAAGAUGGGUAAAAUACUUGCAUUUAUUGAGGCAACGCCGGGGUACGGUGCGUUUGUCAAAGAUUUCCAUAUUACAAAAAAUGCGAAAUCUCCUAAUGAAGAAGUAUGUUUGUUCGUUGCUCAAAUUGAUAAUAUGGAGACGUCAUCUUGCAUCACAAGUCCUCAGUUAGUCAACUUUUUGCUAAAUGGGAAAGCAGUGGAUAGGAGAACUUGUAUAUCCAAGGAUCCUGGACCGCAAAUUCCAACACCCAUAACAGAUUUGGUUAAGAAUGGAACAAAUCUUCUUCAAGCGGUGGGCCAGUUCAAUGGGAAAUAUAUCAUAGUUGUUGCCUUCAUGAGUGUGAUCACAAACCCAAGCUGCCCUGCUCUUCCAGAUUACAUGCCACCUGUCGCUGCUGCAUCUGAUUUAGAUAACGAUAUAGUUGAAGGGCCAUCUAGAAUAUCACUAAAUUGCCCCAUAAGCUUCAAACGCAUCACAACACCUGUCAAAGGUCAUUUAUGCAAACAUCUUCAGUGCUUUGAUUUCGAAAACUAUGUGGACAUUAACUCAAGAAGACCAUCGUGGCGUUGUCCCCAUUGUAGUCAAUCCGUAUGCUUCACUGACAUCCGUAUUGACCAGGUCAUGGCUAAGGUUUUGAAAGACGUAGGUGGUACUAUUUCUCAUGUGAAUUUCUCUGCUGAUGGCUCGUGGGAGACUUUUAACGAGUGUGAUGAUCAUGCGGAUAAACAACAAGAUAAAUCACUACACCAACAAUCUAAUCCCUCUACAAAUACGGGUGGAGAUAUUAUGGACCUUACAAAAGGGGAUACUGGUAAUGAUAUUGAUGCCAGUAAUCCCCAUCAAGAAAACGAAAAAAAACCUUCUCUUGCUCAGUUGCAAAACCAAAACGAAUGUGGGACAUCAGAUACCAGAUCAAAUGUUGCUGUUUCUCAGGGUCAAAGUCAAACUUUAAUGUCUGGUUUCAACAAUAUGCAGUUACCAUUACCAACACAUGCCAUCGGGACAUCCAGUACUGUCACGAGUCCUAAUUUGCAAGGUCAAAGUCAAACUGAAAAUUCUGCUUACAGUAUGCAGUAUCAACAGCAUAACAUGAACAGUAUGAGUAAUGGUUAUGGUCAGAGGUACAUGACACCUAGCAGGCAAGUGACGAGAAUUCCAAUUGCUAUCCAAGGACUUCCAGCUCAGACUCCUGCAGGAAUGGUUAAUACCGAUAGACAGCAACAAUAUUCUCGAUUUUAUAUGGAUCAGUAUCAAGGAAUGCGUACGAUCGCAGCUUCAAAUCCUUCAGUGUCCGAGAACAUUGGCUCACAGAAUUGGGUUCGUCAUGGUCUCUCAAAUGUUUCAAGCCAUCCAGCUCAACAAUUUGGUGCUCACUCAGGUCCGUUUUAUCAGUCAGACGGCCAUCACUUCAACUCUCACCAACAGCAGUCAUACAACCUACCAAAUUUGGUGCAGCCACCGUUUGUGGGUCCCACAAUCGGUCAAGUAAGCAACCAGCAAGCCCACCAAUAUGUAGAUCCGACAACUGGUUCCAUAAGCAACCAACAAGCCCACCACUAUGUAGGUCCGACGGCUGGGUCUGUAAGCAACCAACAAGCCCACCAAUAUGUAGAUCCGACCACUGGUUCCAUAAGCAACCAACAAGCCCACCACUAUGUAGGUCCGACGACUGGGUCCGUAAGCAACCAACAAACCCGCCACUAUGUACCUCCGAUGACCGGUUCUAUAAGCAACCAACUAGCUCAUCAAUAUGUCAAGGCCGCUGCUUCACAAGCUUCCCAAAUCACUGGCGGUCCGACUCCAGCUCCAGUUCAGACCUCAUUAUCAACUAUGCCUGUAAUAUCAUCAGAAGAACAAAGAGGUCUUGGUCAAGCUUUUAGGACGCAAGAGGGUUCAGCUUUAGCCAAUGCGCUAGCAGACCCAAACUGGCGACCAAGUGUCCGCAUGCGUGGAAGUUUGUCAGGUCGGGCUUAUUCAGAGGCUCUUAGUCAGGCCAUGGUUCAUCCAACACAACCGGCCCAAGCGGCUAGCCCGCUAGUUUUGAACACUCCUAGACCUUUUAUACCGCCACAUCUUCAAGUCCUAAUUGCAAAUAACAUGAAUGCGAAUAGUUUUCAAGAAGGUGCAGGCGGUUCGGUAGUGGAUGGGAGUGGUGGUGGUGGAGUUUUGUUUCCGUAAAUUAAGUCAUUGGGAUGGGAAUGGACAUUAUAUUAUAUAGAUAACAUAGCCAAUUUUGUAUUUCUUUUUGGCUGUGCAACUGCAGAUUGUAGUUCAUUUUAUGUUUUGACAUUCUCAAACUGUUCCCAAGUCUUUUGGAGCAGUUGCUUUUGGGUCACACGUGGUUACGUCAUCAGCGAAUAUAUGUCUAUAUUAUUACUAAUUCUUCUUUUCUUGUA